GACAGCAGCACGCCGCCCGCAGUGUAGACACGGGUGCCAGUGCUCAGAACAGCGCGUGGGGAGGCUGGAGAUGGCAGGGAACGAGGAUGCCGAGAGAGCCCACCAUCACCAGGGCGGCUACGAGGAGCGAGAGGGGGGUCCCGGAAGGAGACCGGCUUCCUCUCUCUCCGAGACCCAGGCCCUUUUGGAUAAGGACGAACACAGCAGCACACAGUCAUCUCAUCGGCUGCUGGCGUACAGCGACGCUCUCAUUUCCAUCAUAGCAACCAUCAUGAUCCUGCCUGUCGCACACACCAAACUUGAAGACGAUGAGGAGUUGCAUCACAAUCUGCAGUUGCUCCUGACCACCAAGAUCGCCGUGUACCUGAUGAGCUUCCUGCUGGUCUCUAUGGCAUGGUCUGCCCAUACAAGGUUAUUUGAAGUAAUCACUCGAGUCGAUGACUGCCUCUCAUUCUUGAAUCUAGCAUGUAUGAUGUUGAUAACGUUCCUUCCCUACACGUUUUCCCUAAUUGCUGCCUUCCCGGAUGACAUCUUGGGAUUGAACCUCUUCUGCGCCUGUGUCAUGAUGAUUGGCCUGAUGCAGGCCGCCAUCGUCCUCUACGGGUUCAGCCACCCGCAGAUCCUGAACAAGACGCACACGCUUCACAAAAGGCACAUUUUAAAAGUUAUCCUGAGAGUCCCGCUCCUGUGCCUCAUCGCAGCCUCCCUCUCCUUUGUCUGCAUCCCCCUGUCAUUUGUCACCAUGGCCUGUGCUGUCUUCCUUCCCUACAUCUCUCAAUUUUUUAAACGGUGUUACAGAAAACUAAUUGGUCUGCAGACCACGCCCCCAGAUGAUGCUGUAGGGCAGUACUCUUACCACCCCAGGGAACCUCUUUCCAAAGAGCGCCUGGAAGGUUUCACUGAUGGAGUCUAUGCCAUCGUAGCCACGCUCCUCAUUUUAGACAUAUGUGAAGACAACAUCCCAGAGCCCAGCGAGCUGAAGGACAGGUUCAAUGGCAGCUUGACUGUAGCUCUGCAGGAGUACGGCCCCAACUUCCUGGCCUACUUCGGUUCUUUCGCCACAGUUGGCCUGCUCUGGUGUGUGCACCACUCCCUCUUCCUGCAUGUGGUCCGGCCCACCCGCACUAUGGGGCUCCUCAACACCUUCUCCCUGGCUUUCGUCGGCGGCCUGCCCCUCUGCUACCAGCUGACCCACGAGCUGCCGCAGAGCUCGCUGAACGAGCGGGAGGCCGUGCAGAUCAGCUGCGUCAUCCUCUUCUUGGCCGGCUUCUUCCAGCUUGCCAUCUGGGUGGUGGCAUUGGUGGCCGGGGGCGGGGACCUGCACGUCUACGUGCGUUACCGUGGACGCAGCCACGCCUUCAUGCUCGCCAAGCUGGCGCUGUACCCCAGCGCGGCCCUGGGCACCUUCUGCCUGGCUUCUGCUCCUGGCUGCUCCAGCGCCUUUGUCUUCCACCUGAUGGGAGUCACUGUGCCUUUAGCUUUCCUGGUGCUGCGGUACGCUGUACAAGCCUGGCUGGCUCUGCUAAGACUCCUGCGGUCCAAAUGGGAGGGGCCACUAUGGGAAAGCCCCACCCCCUAUCCCAUCACUGGGGCAACUUAACAGGAAGCAGUCAUAUAAGGAUAGAAACACUCAGAAAAGGAGCAGUGACGAGGUGGAUCUGUUGGACCUUUGCUCUGUAUUCAGGGUCACAUGACAAUUAGCUGUAUGUAUUCAUGAUAUGAAAUCAGUGUUUCUCAACUGGUGUGUCGUGGUGUGUGUGAUUUAAAAAAAAUAAUAGGCUACUUUUACCCCCAGUCUCCCCCUAAACCAACAACUUUUUUCAGUCACAACUUAACGAUCAUGGAAAAAUAUGAAAUAGCAUGCCAUAUGUACAAAAGGUUGAUUAGAAAUGUAAUAAAUUGCAAAAUACUUGGAACUGAAUUUUAUUGAACACUGUUUCUUAGUACAAUACGCAUAUUUAUCUGUGACAUG
Messenger RNA from Brienomyrus brachyistius, 1972 nucleotides. Its product is annotated as endosomal/lysosomal potassium channel TMEM175-like. Gene Ontology annotation, cellular component: endosome; lysosome. The record is from RefSeq and is a predicted model, not a curated record. NCBI's taxonomy places the organism in Eukaryota, Metazoa, Chordata, Actinopteri, Osteoglossiformes, Mormyridae. Bases 71 to 1600 code for a protein of 509 amino acids. Gene Ontology annotation, molecular function: proton channel activity; potassium ion leak channel activity. The transcript has 10 exons.